GAGAGCACCGCGCGAGGAUGCGCCACCGUCCCCGGUCGGAGAUAGAAAUAUCCAAAGUGUGCGACGGGCUGUCCAGCGUUACAACUCAAGACAUAAUCAACUAAUCUCGCUUUCAUUGAGCCGAGCCUUUCAGCGGGAGCAAAAGUCUGCCAAGUCGAUUCUUUGUUUUACAGCGCUCGCAUUGCUCAAACGGAGGGGGCACGGUGUGGAACUGUACCUCCGGUUCUUGCGCAUGCAUUCGAUGGAGUAGUAUUGCGUUUAAGUAAGAGCUAAUCAAAAAAACUGUCACCGAGCCAAACAGCUGCAUUUGUUUCAAAUUACGCUUCCUCUCUGGAGGAUGCCAGGUUAACAUUGAAAGCAUGGAAUCGGUGUGCAAAAAGACGUAACCACCCCACUCGUUUCCACCGUGAGCUGAAGAGGAGCGACUGGCAACUGUUUUUAACGGGGUUUAACGAGCGCUCGAGAUGUUGUAAAAGUCAGUCCCCCUUUCCCGGACUGCGUGGGACAGAAAGCUCAGAAGGUUGAGAGAGCGACGGAAAGGCGAGGAACCACCGAGGAUAUUAUGGCUCUCGCAAGGUUUUGCCUCUACCUGCUAACGCUCAGUUGGAUGAACUUCCCGCCUGCGGAUGGGAACGAUCGCCACGCCGUGUACUGGAACAGCUCAAACAUACACUUGAGGAGAGAGGGCUACACGGUGCAGGUGAGUGUCAACGACUACCUGGACAUCUACUGCCCGCACUACAACCAGAGCCAGCGGGGGGCGCUGGAGCGCGGCACGGUGGAGCAGUACGUGCUCUACAUGGUCAGCUACCGCGGCUACCGCUCCUGCGACCCGCAGAUGGGCUUCAAGCGCUGGGAGUGCAACCGGCCGCACGCCCCGCACGCGCCCAUCAAGUUCUCCGAGAAGUUCCAGCGUUACAGCGCCUUCUCGCUGGGCUACGAGUUCAACGUGGGACACGAGUACUACUACAUCUCCACGCCCACUCAUCACCAUGGCCACAACUGCCUAAGACUAAGAGUCUACGUCUGCUGCUCCACAGUAUCUGAUUCAGAUGAUGACUCUGAGCAGAGUCCCUCUGACUACACUGACAGUCCUGACAUAAAAAUACACGAUAUUGAUGAGUUCAACCCUGGCCUCCCCAAGCUGGAGCGUAGUGUGAGUGGCAGCAGUCCGUCGCGAGACCUCCUCCUCCUCACCGUGGCCGCCCUGCUCCUCACCACGCUCCUGGUCUCUUAGCAACCCGCCACGGCAACCGCCACGACUCCCCAUCGACAC
Messenger RNA from Engraulis encrasicolus (European anchovy), 1276 nucleotides. It is a transcript of the gene efna3a, whose product is annotated as ephrin-A3a. Gene Ontology annotation, cellular component: plasma membrane. Gene Ontology annotation, biological process: ephrin receptor signaling pathway; axon guidance. NCBI's taxonomy places the organism in Eukaryota, Metazoa, Chordata, Actinopteri, Clupeiformes, Engraulidae. Bases 563 to 1237 code for a protein of 224 amino acids. The transcript is spliced from 5 exons. The record is from RefSeq and is a predicted model, not a curated record. Gene Ontology annotation, molecular function: ephrin receptor binding.